Cynara cardunculus var. scolymus (artichoke) is the source of this 1357-nucleotide messenger RNA. RefSeq names its product 60S ribosomal protein L2, mitochondrial-like. Gene Ontology annotation, cellular component: ribosome. Gene Ontology annotation, molecular function: RNA binding; structural constituent of ribosome. Lineage: Eukaryota; Viridiplantae; Streptophyta; Magnoliopsida; Asterales; Asteraceae. Bases 81 to 1154 code for a protein of 357 amino acids. The record is from RefSeq and is a predicted model, not a curated record. Gene Ontology annotation, biological process: cytoplasmic translation. The transcript has 2 exons.
ACGAUCUUGUGUUUUAACAAAAAAACCCUAAACAACAAUCCAUACUUCAUCGUUUUGAAUUGCUACUGGAGCAAUCGAAAAUGGCAUUUUCCUCGUAUUGUCGACGCCUUGUUAACGGAUCUUCUUCUUUGAUUACUUCAAGGAUUAGUAGCUAUCAGAUGAGAUCCAAGCACUCUAUCAGCCGUGCUCAAACGCAAAGUGUCAGCUCUGAUAGGCCACUUAGACAAUUCGUCUUGGGUAAAGGAAAAUCUGCUGGCAGGAACUCUGCGGGUCGUAUAACGAUAUUCCACCGUGGAGGUGGAGCAAAGCGAUCACAGCGAACAAUUGAUCUAAAGCGUAACACUUCAUCUGUGGGUGUUGUGGAAAGGAUCGAAUAUGACCCAAAUCGUACUUCUCGAAUUGCUGUAGUACGAUGGGUGGAGGGUGCAGAGGUUAGCCGCCAGAGGAAAGCCAAUGUAGUACAAGAUUUUGCUCCAUCACAUAAGAUCUUACCUAACAUGACCAUUAAAGGUCCUUUUUCGUUCUCUUCCCUGCCUGGUAUGCUGGAAGAUAGAAAGGUAAGUCAUUCUGGAUCUAAGGUUGAUCAUGUAGUGGUUGGUCUUCCUAAAGGUGUGGUUCCAGGGUCAAAGAUCCCCUUUACUAGUAAAAUCACAGCCAUAGGAAGCAAAAUGACAAGUGUGAAUGAUAUCUUUUUAUCUGCCUUUUCUUCUUCAAAAGUGAAGGGAGCUAAUGCACCUUAUUCCUUUGUUAGCGCGCUGGGUUUGCCAAGGAUGGCAGUAGCUGGGGCAAAGCCUGAUUUUUUUGUUCCAAGAAUGAAAGAUGAUGUUAAAGAAAAUGAAAGUUUGUCUCUUGAUGAGAUCAAAAAGUGGGACAAAGAUAGCAUUGUCUGGGGACAUAAGUUGAAACGUAAAGCAGCUGUUUCUUGGCAGAGUCUUAGGCAUCAAGAAAUGUUAGGGCUUGGUGGAGUAGCCGAGCUUAACAAGUCAAAGCCGAAGCUGAAAGCAAUGAACAAAGAGAAAAGUGGUGAGAAGUUUACAGCAGAUCGUGCACCUGUAACUUAUAUAUUAGCCACCCAUCAAAUGAAACCCGGGAAGAUGGUGAUGAAUUGCGAUUCAUCUAAACGUUCACAAAAUGAAUUGCUGCAUAGAUACUGAUACUGAAGACGGCUUUACGCUCCAAACAUGUCAACCUAGUUGAGAUAAGUCCGCUUCAUAAGUUUCAAGAUGACUCUUGCUUUCAUAUUUGUAGUUCUUCUUACGAGCAUUGUAUGUUUCUUUAGUUUUUCUGAAAAUCUUUUGGGUGCUCCCAGAUAUAAUGCACAACUAUAAUCUAAGCUGUUGGCAAAUUUUUUGUUCAA